Perognathus longimembris pacificus (Pacific pocket mouse) is the source of this 2358-nucleotide messenger RNA. It is a transcript of the gene Abhd6, whose product is annotated as abhydrolase domain containing 6, acylglycerol lipase. Gene Ontology annotation, molecular function: catalytic activity. The record is from RefSeq and is a predicted model, not a curated record. NCBI's taxonomy places the organism in Eukaryota, Metazoa, Chordata, Mammalia, Rodentia, Heteromyidae.
UCCCAGCCGCGCGGGAGGAGCCAGCGGCCUGCGGACGCGAGCGUGCAGCUGCCGCGGCGAAGCCCAGAAGGGAGCCGGGAACCCGGGAACCGGGACUCAGGCAACCGAAGUUAUCCGAAUCUCAUUUUCAACUCCUGCUGAAGCCAGUAGCUGCAGAGAAAGAAAGCCAUACUCUUUGGAAAGUGUCAGCCAACCUGGAGAGCAGGAUGGAUCUUGAUGUGCUUAAUAUGUUCGUGAUCGCAGGCGCGCUGGCCAUCCCAAUUCUGGCGUUUGUGGCCUCCUUUCUUCUGUGGCCUUCAGCACUGAUAAAAAUCUAUUAUUGGUACUGGCGGAGGACAUUGGGCAUGCAGGUCCGCUAUGUGCAACACGGAGAUUACCAGUUCUGUUAUUCCUUCCGGGGCCGGCCUGGGCACAGGCCGUCCAUCCUCAUGCUGCACGGGUUCUCUGCCCACAAGGACAUGUGGCUCAGCGUUGUCAAGUUCCUUCCAAAGAAUCUGCACUUGAUCUGCGUGGACAUGCCGGGACACGAGGGCACCACUCGCUCCUCCCUGGAUGACCUGUCCAUCGAUGGGCAAGUCAAAAGAAUCCAUCAGUUUGUAGAAUGCCUCAAGCUGAAUAAGAAACCCUUCCACCUGAUCGGCACGUCCAUGGGUGGCCAUGUGGCUGGCGUGUAUGCUGCCUAUUAUCCAUCAGAUAUUUCCAGCCUGUGCCUCGUGUGCCCUGCUGGUUUGCAGUAUUCAGCCGAUAAUGAGUUUGUACAACGGAUCAAAUCGCUGGAAGGCUCGCCCACCACACACAAGAUUCCCUUGGUCCCAUCUACCCCGGAAGAGAUGAGUGAAAUGCUGCAGCUCUGCUCCUAUGUCCGCUUCAAAGUUCCUCAGCAGAUCCUGCAAGGCCUUGUGGACGUCCGCAUCCCCCAUAACAACUUCUACCGGAAGUUGUUUUUGGAAAUCGUGAGUGAGAAGUCCAGGUAUACUCUGCAUCAGAACAUGGAGAAGAUCAAGGUCCCAACGCAGGUCAUCUGGGGAAAACAAGACCAGGUGCUUGAUGUGUCUGGAGCAGAGAUGCUGGCCAAGUCCAUUGCCAACUGCCAGGUGGAGCUUCUGGAAAACUGUGGGCACUCAGUGGUGAUGGAGAGACCUCGGAAGACAGCCAAGCUCAUCGUUGACUUUUUAGCUUCUCUGCACAAUACAGACAACAACAAGAAGCUGGACUGAGCUCCGUCCUGCAGCCUGAAGCCUGCAUUCUGCACACAGCAUCUGCCCCCAGCCCCCAAAACCUGACGCGGCCACCACUCUCAGGAAUCCUGCCCCAAAUGCGGUUGGAACGCCAGCGCCAGCGUCCCCGAGGAAGCCGACCCCCUGUUUCCUGUAUCCUUGUUUCCAUAGAGCUUCAAGAGCCACAGGAAAUCUCCAAGAUCUUUUUUCUUUCUUCACAAGAUGGAAACCCAAAUGGGACGAAAUAAGAAAACCCAGCCAUGAAACGUACUGAGAAGUCUUCAAUUUCUGUCACUGAUACGCUUGUAUUCAAUGGUCAGGUUGGCCCAUUAUCAUCAUUUUCUUUAAGACAUUGCUUCACACACUGAAACUCAAGGUAUUUUUUUGUGUGUGGCUUCAGAUAUAUCCCCUGCAUGGUCAGUGGUUUUUACAGGAGCUUUAGUCCUCAUUCUCUGAACCUUCUUGUUUAGAUCAAAUUCAAAUUUUGCAUAGAGACUUGUGUAGAUGUGAAUGCAGCAAUAAGCUGCAAGAUCAGGAAGAAAGUAGAAAUUGUCCCCACCUCAAAAAAAAAAAGAAAGAACCAAUGCCAGAGGUUGGAGGCGUGUCCAGGUGGUAGAGUGCCAGCCAAGGAGUGAAUGCAUUCCAGUUUCAGACCAAAAAACAAAAAAGGUAGAAAUUAUUCCUACCUUUUUCACAUGGGGAAACAUGUGUAGUGGGGAGGAGCUUUGUCCUGCCUGCUUUUGGCCAGCCUGCAGAUGGGCCCAAGUAGGAGAAAACACGGGUGGAUUAUUUGGCAUGUAUGAGCCAAGUGGAUUGUGAGGGACCCCAGAACAGUUGCAGAAUAAGAACACUUGGCAAGGUGAUUUCCCAGGAAUGAUUCCUGAUUUCUAAAAAGACGACUAAUAAAGCAAUAAUGUUCUAGACAUCUAUCUAAGUAAUCAGACUCAAGUUCUCCACACAAGCGACUCAUGGGGCCUCUUUUCUAUUUUGCUCUGCUACCGAAAACUCUUGGAUGUAAAAUACUAGCUUGUUAAUGAAUUCUGUGAAUUCUGUGAACAGUAGCGUGAUUGCAAAUAAGUCAAAACAGCUGUAAAAGUAACCACAAAGAUGUGAAAUAAAUUUAAUAAGUCUGUAUAAGCAA